UUCCUUCGAUAGUAUUAAAAGUGCCAUCGAUUGUUUGACAGCAUAUUCGUAGUUCAUAUAAGUUAUAAGAUAAGAGCCAAAUUCUGAAAAUAUAAAAAAACAGCAAGAAAUGGAAGAAUAUGCCCGAGAACCAUGUCCUUAUAGAAUUGUGGAUGAUUGCGGAGGUGCUUUCGCCAUGGGAUGUAUAGGAGGUGGAGUCUUUCAGGCUAUUAAGGGAUUUCGUAAUGCCCCUUCUGGUAUGAGUAGAAGAUUGAUCGGAAGUAUGACUGCUAUAAAAACCCGCUCACCCGUAAUAGCUGGAAAUUUCGCAGUUUGGGGUGGUAUGUUUAGUACUAUUGAUUGCACGCUCGUUCACUUUCGAAAAAAGGAAGACCCAUGGAACUCAAUAAUAAGCGGAGCUGCAACUGGAGGAAUAUUAGCUGCAAGAAAUGGUGUUCCUGCUAUGGCCGGAAGUGCGAUAAUAGGCGGAGUUCUCUUGGCUCUAAUAGAAGGCGUUGGAAUAUUAUUCACGAGAAUAUCUGCUGAUCAAUUCCGAAAUCCACCUCCACCAACGGAAGAUCCAGCCGCUCUUGGCGACCCAGCAAGCAAUUUCACGUUUGGGACCCCUACUAACCAAAAGCAAUAUCAAUAAAAUUUGUUUAUUUCAUAGCUCAUAAAUAAAAUACACAAAAUUCCAUAAAAUUUGCAAUGCAGCGAAUAAAUGCUCUCGCACUUGGAUAACA
Molecule: messenger RNA, 722 nt
Organism: Drosophila obscura
Lineage: Eukaryota; Metazoa; Arthropoda; Insecta; Diptera; Drosophilidae
Product: mitochondrial import inner membrane translocase subunit Tim17-A
Exons: 3
Coding region: 110-631 (173 amino acids)
Biological process (GO): protein import into mitochondrial matrix
Cellular component (GO): mitochondrial inner membrane; TIM23 mitochondrial import inner membrane translocase complex
Molecular function (GO): transmembrane protein transporter activity
Source: RefSeq, a predicted model, not a curated record